This is a messenger RNA of Malassezia vespertilionis, 2628 nucleotides long. RefSeq lists its product as uncharacterized. The record is from RefSeq and is a predicted model, not a curated record. NCBI's taxonomy places the organism in Eukaryota, Fungi, Basidiomycota, Malasseziomycetes, Malasseziales, Malasseziaceae. Gene Ontology annotation, biological process: negative regulation of toll-like receptor 9 signaling pathway; apoptotic process. The coding region runs from base 1 to 2628 and encodes 875 amino acids. The transcript has a single exon.
AUGGAAUCCAACGAAAAAUUGAAGUCACCGGCACUGAAUUUGCCUAUGCCCAUGCCGACGAACCUGGAGUUCCCCGUGAAUGAACUGGCGUCUUCGCCUGACGCCUUGAUGCCUGAACUAUCACUUCCGGCAGAGGAUCAGGCGAGACUUGAGGAGGAUACGUAUGUGCCAGAAGCACAGCAACAGCAGUACGCUCCAUACAGCGAGCUCAGAGCGCCAGGACAAUUUCCCGACAGUGAUGAAGAAAAUGAAAAUGGUGACACGAUGCUGUCGUGGGGAUUGUCACAUAUCCCCAUGCUCAAGACCUGGGUUAGAGGCAACAACUACCACCCUCAUCCAUAUUCCCAACUUCCUGGACGACAAUACCACUCGGAAGGCACUUAUACCGACACGGAUAAUCAUCCAACCGAGUCUGAGGUGGAUAUUGACACGACCCCCGACGAAUUUGACGAGACGAACGACGGGAAAGAAAAUUACUUUACCUAUACCCCACAGCGUAGCCGCCGACGCAAGCAUUGGCAUAGCGGUACGCCGCUCAGUGUCCCAUGGCAUCGAUCGCGCAAAUCCAAGCCUGGAAAAGUGGAGUGUAGCUUUACAAAACCGUCCAACACCAAGGACCAUACGUGGAACGUAAUCAAUGCUUCUGACGCACCCCUGGCCUCUGCAGCGAACGGCAAGUCAGCCGUACCGAUCCAUACUGGAAACCAAGCCGGACACUGCAAUAUCAGACGGCGAUUGCAAGAGCUCGACGAAUUGGAGAUCAAUACGUUCCUACGCAACUUUAGUCGCCACACGCGUGAAGUGCGCCUUCUCGGAAACACGCAGUACUUUUCUCGCAUGCCGCAAUGGUCUGACUUUGUCUACUCUGAUGAGGACGAGAGUCUUAGCGGGGGCGCAAACCAGCCGACAUUCGACCCGAACUCGUCGGAUCCGCACCGGCGGUCCAAGCUGUUGCUUCACAUUGACCGCGGCUUGCAACAAUUAAUUCCUGAGCCAAGCCUGCAAAGCUAUGUGACCGUAGAGCAUCCUCAUGUGCACAAACCGAAUUCGGUUGCGGGCGUGCCUGCAUCUGGGCCAAAAGCACCCGAACUGCGGCGUACUUCGUCGACGGGUGCCAUCGAGUCCGAACCCACCGCCGAGGUAAUACUGCCGAAACAACUUGAUCAUGGAAAAAGCACAGCGCUACUUGGAGUGGAGUACGACUUGCAGAAUGAACCGGAAGUAACCACUCGGUCCUUUACGCCUGCGCCUGCCGAAGCACUGGGCAGUGUGCCGUUGGACGAGCGUCCAAAAAAUAUAAAAUACACGCGGUUCGAUACGAAAAUCAAGCCAGAGCCUGAUUUAACUGUGCAGGACGAACAUGUAGACGGUGUCGCCUUCUGCAUUGCGUAUAUUCUUGCGUUCGUGGAGCGCUAUGCCCCAGACGAUCUGGAAGACAACCCUGUAACGGAAUACCGCGAAAGCCGUGCGCGCUCGCACAUUGAACGACUCUAUAUUAUUGCACCAUUCUGGGAGCAGCUUAUGAACGAAUUGCGCAAAUUGUACUGCUGGGAGAAUCCGAAACGCUCUGCAGCUGCAGCGAUGAUCUACUUUGUGCUGUGGUACACAAACCUCAUACCAACCGCCUUUCUCCUCAUGCUCAUUUACUUUGUGCUGCAGUUUCGGUACAUGCCGCCCGACGAGUCGUACCUGCACCAGCGUGUGCAGCACCGAAUGCAGCGUGGUAUUGACGCCAAUCGUCUCUCUGAGCGCUUGAAACGCAGCAGCCGUCUGGAUAUUUUGGACGUGUACAAACGCUGGCGAAAUACGUACGGUGUCACUUCGCAAGUCAUGACGGGCGACUUUGCAGACUACCAUGAAAAAAUUAAAAACAUUUUGCUUUGGCGCAAUCCCGCGGCAAGCCAACGUACCCUGGUCCAGCUUGUUCUUUCGUGUGCGUUUGUCACCUUUUGCUCCGCACACCUUGUAUUCAAAUUCAUCUUGUUUGUGAUUGGUUUCACCUUCUUUGCACUCAUGCCAUUGCAAACGCACUAUCCGCGCUACCGCCGCCCCUUGAAUCCUUUGUGGUGGAUUGUGCUGGGCUCGCCAACGGAUGCGCAAUAUGCCGUCAUGCUUCUACGCCAGCGCCAUUUGCGCUACAAUGAACUGCUAAAUGCUAACAAUAUGCCAGCACAGGACGAAACACCGGUGGCAGAAAUGGCGACGCCCUCGUCGCCCAAUGAGCUGCGCGAUGAACUGGUUAGCGAGCCGCAGACGCCCGAUCUCCAUCCAGCCCAAAGCCAUGGGAUGCACUUUUUUGCACACCACGACAAAGAGGCUUCCUCGGACAAAAUCGGCAGCUUUUUGUGCCAGCACCGCGGCGUGCCUGGCCAUUUGAUCGUGACCAUAACGGAGCUCUACUUUACUCCCAUGCAUGGACUCGGGGAUAAGAAACAGUCGGUCACACCACUUGACUCAGUCCUGGGCCUGCGCAAAACCAGCAGCCUGCGGUUCUGGUUGUGGAGCAGCAAUGGCCUCAAUAUCUCGCGGCGAGAGCGACGCACACUGCGCUUGGCGAACAUGAUGCGCCGUGAUGAUUGCUUUAAUCUACUAUUGGCGCUAGGUUCCGAGGUUUGGCGUAAAGUAUAA